AUGCUAUCACUGAAUGCAAUAAUAGGUUUUCAACUAAUUAUCCCCGCAAUUGUGGUAAACGGAGAGUACUGUCCGUCAGACCCGGAUGUGAUCAGUCCCUGUAGUUGCGAUGGCAAGCGUAUUAAGUGUGUGGCCACUGAGCCAAUUGACCUAGCACCUAUUAUGGAGCUCCUAUUGAACGGAGCUGAGAAUCGGUCGUACGAAACGUUUGAGUUGAUGAGCACAGCCGUCACAAAACUGGACGCCUAUAUGUUUAAAGGGGUGCAAUUCAACCAGAUCAUUUUGACCGGUUGUUCACAGCUAGCUUGCGUACAUCCAAUGGCUUUUGGCGGACAGGAGGCCAGUGUGACCAGGUUUGAAGCCACGCUUACCAAUUUAAGUUCAUUAAGGGGCAAGGAUUGUGACCUGUUUGGCGCGUUAAGCUCACUGACAUGUUUAGAGAGUAUAGCCAUAAUAGGAAGUGAGUGGACCAAGAUACCUGACCAAGCGUUUAAUAAUAAACUGGGUGACCAGGUUAAUUUAACCACAAUUACGUUCAGUAAUGGCGGUUCUGGCGGUAAACUCCAGCGCAUUGGCAAAGAGGCAUUCUCUGCCUUAAAAGCGCUGAAACAACUGGAUGUAUCGUAUCACAAUUUGACCAGGGUAGAUGACAGCGCGUUUAAUCUAUCUGAUUAUAUCGGCGAUGGUAUGACUAUAAACCUGAUGGGCAACGCACUGACGGGCACGUCGUUUGGCGGCGAUAUCGUGACAGACGGUGCGGUCACUCAACUGAAACUCGGGGCCAAUAGAGUACUCAAAUAUUUGCCCCAAAAUGUAUUUAAAGGGGUUUUCAAAGCAAAUAAGAAAAACACAAUUGAUUUGAGCGGAGAUCUCAUGGAAAUUGAUUUAAACAAUAAAUGGUUAGUCGAGCAGAAGGUUAGCCUCGAUCUCAACCAUCGGCUCCUGCAUGCGAUCGGUGCCGACGGCCGGCCACUACUCAGCCAUACUAUUGAGGAAAUGAAUAAACCGCCUAAAUAUUAA
Messenger RNA from Medioppia subpectinata, 1020 nucleotides. The record is from the annotation of a GenBank genome assembly. NCBI's taxonomy places the organism in Eukaryota, Metazoa, Arthropoda, Arachnida, Sarcoptiformes, Oppiidae.